UUAGACAACUUGAACCAUUUGCAUUUGCAUUCCUUUGCGUGUAAACACUGUCAAUUCGUAGCCAUUAGAAAUUAGCCUUACAGUUCAAGUCAAUCCGCUAAUAUUUUUGAACAAUGCUGAGAAGAAGCUUCUCUCAGCCAGUCGGCCUCGAUCGACUUCGCUUUUCUGAACACAUGACAAGCGAUGCUGGCAAGUUGAUGUCCGAAAACAUCCUUGAGCGAGGUAAAGAAGUCUGUCACCGGGAAUAUUAGGCCCACGUUCCCUGGAAUAUGAGGGAGGAUAUGAUGGUAGGUGAAAUAUGGAUCACCAUACAAUUUUGGUGAGCUCCUUCUGAAUCUGAUCCAUCAGGUUAUGGUUUUUCCUUUUCAAACUGUGUAUAUUUACAGACAAGAAGUCCUCAGAAGAAAGAGGCCCUGUAUGAUGAAAAAGAAAUCUGGGACUUCCUAGACUUGUGAAUUUUCUUUCUUUCUCAAUAAUGAAUUUGGAAUUAACGCAGUCUAAACACACGCCUAUUGUGAAUUGUAUGUGUGUGUGUGUGUAGCAAUAUGCAGGCGAAAGCGUACAUCAUGAAUCUGCUGCACUCUAGGAAGAGGCUCAUGAAGAUGAAUGCCAACCUGCAGCAGGCACUGAAUGCAAGCCAGGACUCCAAAGCGGAGCAAAGAGGAGAGGGCACAACUCUAAGAGUAAGGGGUAUAAAAGAUAGGCCGCAGACAUCUUUAAGUCGGAUCUCAUCGGGGGGCGUCAGCUGAUGACAUCUCACCUCACCCUAUUGCUUGAUGACUGGUCUGGACAUUGUUUAGGCUGGACUAUCACUGCAAUACGGUGAAUAAAGAUCAACAGUCUUCAGAGAUCUCCUGUCUGCAUUUUCUCCUUCGGACGCCUUCUUCCAGAGUGCUAAUUAGUAAAUAGUUAAGUGAUAAAUUGCUAAUUGGAUUCGGGAAGUGGACCAGUUUUUCCAAAUUACACAACAUACUGUGAGUGAACAUUGUAGAUUUAUUACUGGUGCCAUAGUAUAGGGCAAUCUUUGACUUUGAAUUAAUAAGUCUACAGCAAAAGGAAAUUGAGGCCCUGAAGAACCAAACUGAAAUCAUGACCAAUGAGGUAACCUCAGUGAGACUACACUAUAUUUUGACACAAACUACAGAUAUUGCAUAAUUACAUUUUAAUUAAUUAAUGCUUAUACAUUGAUGACAUUUUGUGCUUGUUGUGUGUGCUGUAGAUAUGUGACUUUUUCGCACAAAAGGGAGAUGAGAAAAAAUUAAUGAAUUGGAAUCAACUCAUCAAGGCUCUGCAGAUAUUUCUGCUCUAAAUAAGAUGUUUCCUUAUCAGAAGUGUGGAGUAGUUUAGUUUCUACAUUUCUCUGUUUCUGAUACAAAUAUCACAUUCAAGGAUGAUGUUUUUGGUCAUUUCACUAAUAUCUUGUGGAUUUUGUUGUUUGUGAAGCAACAAGUGGAGCUCUUAAGUAUGCAGCUUGAUGGUCAGGGUGAGACUAUCUACAAGUAUUAGAAAGGGAAGUGUCCUGAAUCCUGAUGGGACUUUGAUCUUAGCUGUGGAGAGCUCAAUGUCUCUAGCAGAGGAGCUUGGAGUGAAAGCUGGAUUCCUGGGAAGUUCUCAGGGGCCUGUUUCUUAAAGGCAAUUUUUGCUUUGAAACAUGCGAGGCAGUGCAGACUUUUCAGCGCAGUUUAUAUCAUUCUGUUAUUUCAGCAGAGGGUCAAUGAUGACUUUGAGGUGGAUGUGUAGACCUUGAGGUGAAAGUCAUGGAGAAAUCACUGACCACAACUUCAGACCUACAUCAGACAGUGGACAGAGCAGUCAACAGUGAGAUUGACAAGGUGGAGGUCAGCUUUGAGAGAAUGGAAACAGGCACUGUUCAUGAGGAGGUCAUCAAACUUGAUGUGGAAGAGGACAUCGAGCUCCAGGAGAGUAAGAAAAACAUCCAAUUCGAGGAGGUAGAAAAGGUCAUCAUCAUUAAUGACACUGAGGAGGUCAUGAUGUCUGAGGCAGGACAGGCAUCUUUUAAACUUGGGAAGGUGGUGGAGACAGUGAGGCUUCAGAAUGCCAAAGAGAUCACCCAACUGGACAGUGUGGCAGAGGUCAUCAGAAUUGAGAAUGCCCAAGAGAUCACCCAACUCAAGGAUGUGACUGGGGUCAUCAGACCUGACAAGGUCAAAGAGACCGCCCAGCUCAAGGAUGUGAUGGAGAUUGAGAUGUCAGACCUGACAGUCCUCAUGUAGAAGUGGAAGCUCAGGUGGUUGGAUCAACCAUGAGUGAGCGCAGGUUUUUUCUCUGAUUGUAUCUGAUUGUAGUAAGCAUGAGGCCUAUACUAUGAGUGAUAUUCAUGCCAACUAUAUUUCCUCUUGCUAGCACAUGGUUUCAGUGUAAAGGCAAAGAUCCUUGAUUACUAACUCCGCUUCAACCCUCUCUGGUAAAGGUUUGCAGUUUUUGUCUCUACGUUUGAGCUGUUUUAUGUUUGUCAGUUUUGGCUUUUCUUCCUUUUCCAUUCCAUCCAUCCCGUAUUCUUUCCCCAUAGCAACCACUGGCAGGAUGAGAGGGGCUCUGUUUGCUGGUGCUAUAGGUGCGCUGAUUUUCUGGAAAAUUAAGAAUUGAAUAGAUCUACAUUGAAGGCAUGUGCAAACUCUGAAAUUUCAGUGAAUUCCUUCAAGAGGAUGCACGGGACAUGCCAAUGGUCAAUAAAGCUUAAUAGUUUCACAAUACUGUAUAUCCUUCAAUCUCUGUGUCUGCUGUUAGUCCAAUGUGUGUCAAGUCCCUCAGUGCUGCCUUGAUUCCAUCUCCAUGCAACCAUACUGUCCUCUAGUGGCCUAGACACAUAGCAAAAGUGCUAUCACACAUAGCAAAAGAGAACAACAGAAUGAGAGGGCAGAGGCGCAUAACCUACUUAUUUUGCAUCUUCUUUGGUGUGCCAUCAAUACAACUAACUGCCAAGCAAAUUUUACUCACAUAGUAGUCCUAUAGGAAGUAAAGAGAAUUCAUAUGGAGAUAACUACUUCAGCCUCAUUCAUAGUAGUCUAUGUGAGAUUGGUAAUAAAGAGUCUGUAAAGCAUUUGGACUGAAUAAAUAAAUAAACAUCCAUGAUAUAAUUCUGAGGAUGCCAUCUCAGCAGGUAAUGCAAACGCAACGCUAACAAUUUAACAGUUUGCUCUCACCAAACAAGCCUUCACAGAAUGACACGGCCGACAAUUUUGCCAAAAGACGCAUGCUUGAAAACUUUUAUCAGAUCUGCAGGCUUUUUAGGUAUAGACCAAAACUCCACAUUGUGCUUCUUCAAAGACAUGUUGUUCAAUAACCUGUACUAACUUUGGUAAAGAUAGUCUUAUCAGCACUGUAUUGGAGCUCCACAGUGUUUGUGAUGGUAAUACGCACUGACUCACCUGUUGCUGCGGCUGCCAGUCCAACGCCCCGCGACAUAUUAUGUCCUAUUCUGUCACUGGCUAACAACAUGGGAGCCUCUCAAUCUGAGCAUGAGUUUAAAGAUCUUGCAGAAAGGACUGGUUUCAGUUUGGACCAGAUCAAAAACUUGCACCAAAGGUUCAAGUGGUUGACCAACCAUCAAGAAACUUUAAGACAGGAAGACUUUGAGAAGGUGUCUCAUCUUUCUCUCAACCCAAUAAAGGGCCAAAUUGUGAAAGCCUUUUUUGACAAAAGAAACUUUGGAAAGCAUGAGGUGGGUUUAGUUGAGGAGAUUGGUUUUGAAGAGUUCCUGAUGGUGAUGUCUCACUUCAAACUCCCAAAUAAGAAGCUCACAGAUGAAGAUACAGAGGACGUGAGGACAGAGAAGCUUCGCUUUCUAUUCAACAUGCAUGAUACGGAUAAUGACGGGACCAUAACACUUGAGGAGUACAGACACCUGGUUGAAAAACUUCUCUCCACUUGUGAAACCCUUGAGCAAGACACCUCCCUAGCCAUUGCUGACGCAGCCAUGUUGGAGGUUGCGAGAAUAACAGUUGGACACAUGGAGCCUCAUGAAGUCUAUGAAGGAAUCACAUUUGAACAAUUUCAGCAGAUACUAAAAGGUGUACAGAUUGAGACAAAGAUGAAUGUUCGCUUCCUGCAGAUGGACACAACUACAAUGCGCUGUGGGAAAUGAGGCCUCUCCUGUAGUGUUUGUCUGCAGCAACAACGAUAUUCUCCCAGAUGAAACCCUAAAUUUAGCAUCCAUGCCCCCACCCCCCUCGUCUUCCUCGUUCCUUCCACUGGCAUUGCCCUCGUUGUGCCUGCAUACAGCUUCAGAAUUAUGUAAACACCUCGGGCAGCCCAACUGCUUGAAGAAGUUCACAUGACCUUUUGCUAGUCAAAAUUUUUCUCAGAGUGAGACUGGCAUUCAGGGGCUUUGUCUUUUUUUUGGGGCUGAGUUCAAAGUAGCCCACAUGAAACGACAUUUUCAUGGACUGAUUUCCCCAGUGCCAUGGAAGUAAACUGAAGCUCAGUAUUAUAUUAUUGAGAUACACUUGUAUGUGAAUUAAAUACAGUAAUUCAUUUUGUUGUUUUUGUUCCUAAAAAAAAACAAAACACUCAUUGUCACGACACCACCAGGUUCUCCACCAGUCUCUCCUCCUCGUCGCUUUGCUCCAACGAUCUCCCAAUCUAAUUCCACUGUCUACUAAUUCCCCAAUCAUCCUAUCACCAGUCAGCAGAUUACCCAAUCAUCCAAUCUCCCGUCUGCUACUCCCCAGCACCUGUAGCCAAUCUCCUACUGCCUAUAUAAACCCCUGUCACUCUGCUCUCUCCGUCUGGCCUCUUCAACGGAGACACUUACUCCAGCGCACAGACUGCGCCUUGUUUCCCAACCCAGCUCCUCGUUUCUGGAAUUUCCUGCUACGUCCCAGGUUGUAGAACUUUUAUGAUGGACAUUUUCUAUUGGACUCUUUUUGUUGGAUGAUAUACUCUUGCAAGAUUGGAGCCUUUAUGUUGGACUGCCUUGUUUGUCAAGUCAUGAUCUUCUGAGUGUUAACCUCACAUCAAUACCUUGUUUAAAUUCUCCUGCUUUGGUUGAUUACAAAUUAAAACUACUUGAUUGAUCCUAA
Messenger RNA from Alosa sapidissima (American shad), 5042 nucleotides. RefSeq names its product tescalcin a (gene tesca). The transcript has 10 exons. NCBI's taxonomy places the organism in Eukaryota, Metazoa, Chordata, Actinopteri, Clupeiformes, Clupeidae. Gene Ontology annotation, molecular function: calcium ion binding. The record is from RefSeq and is a predicted model, not a curated record. Bases 3368 to 4105 code for a protein of 245 amino acids.